AUUGGGCUGCCCUGCUGCGUCCCGGCCCGCGCCGCCUCGUUCCCUAGCGACGCGCGGGGGCGGGAGGGGGGAACGGGCCGGGGCCGUUUGGGUUCAGUAGUUAAAACCGUUGCGCGCGUUAAUACCCCCCCCCCCUUUCCCUUGGUAGGGGGCCUUGGCGCUUUAUAGUCCGGCCUGUUAAUAGCAGCACCUGGUGGGACGAGCAUCUUUCUAAUGAGAACACCCAGUUCCUGAAGCAGCUAACGGCAGAGGAAUACCGAGCUCAGACCGCCGGCAAACUGUGUCCACUGAAAGAUGAGCCAUGGCCACUGCACCCCUGGGAACCAGGUUCCCGGAGAGUUGGCCUUGUUGCAAUAAAGUUAGGAAUGGCUCCCUUAUGGACCAAGGAUGGCGAAAGACAUGCUGUCACAUUACUUCAGGUGAGAGACUGCCAUGUUUUAAAGUACACAUCAAAGGAGGAGAAUAAUGGAAAAACAGCUCUUCUAGUAGUUGGAGGAAAAAAUUCAUCUCCUUUUCAUAAAUCAGAGUCAGCAUUGGAGAUUUUCAGAGAAGCAGGAGUACCACCAAAGCAGAAAACUACAAUAUUUAAGGUGUCAGAUAAUGCUAUAAUUAAGCCAGGUACACCCCUGUAUGCAGCUCACUUCCGCCCAGGGCAGUUUGUGGAUGUCACUGCCAAAACAAUUGGUAAAGGAUUUCAAGGAGUCAUGAAAAGAUGGGGAUUUAAAGGUCAACCUGCCACUCACGGACAGACUAAAACACACAGAAGACCUGGGGCAAUAUCCAACUCUAAAGUUAGCAAAGUUUUCCGUGGAAAGAAAAUGCCUGGGAAAAUGGGCAAUAUCUACAGGACAUCUUUUGGAUUAAAGGUGUGGAGGAUCAACACAAAGCACAACAUUAUUUAUGUAAAUGGUUCUAUCCCAGGUCACGCAAAUUGUUUGGUAAAGGUCAAAGAUUCAUUUUUGCCUACUCGCCAAGACUGCUAUAAAAAUCCUCCAUUUCCCACAUUUUUUGCUGAUGGAGAAGAAGAGCUACCAGAAGACUUGUAUGAUCAGGAGGUUUUCCAGUUCACUGAUUCUUCUGUCACUUAUGUUUAGUGAUAUUGACAUCUUUAAGAAUGUGCAGCUUUCAUGUUAUUUCUGUGAACUUUGCAAUGCUCACAGAUUACAAACCGAGGAACUGCACUCUAGCUGAAUCCCUGAAUUCAUCAAACAUUUGUUGGGGAGUUGUUUUUUUGUUUUGUUUUUUUUCCUCCAGGUACCACAGUCUGUUCCGAAACGGUAUUAAAGCAGUGGGUGGUAUUAAGUUGGAGUGUCUGAGGGAAGGAUUGCAAAAUAAUGUGUAUAUUGCUGACUUAAAUUUUUACUUUACACAAUUGCCACUUGUAACUUUCCCCUUUUACAGGCUGCCAAGAUUUAAAUUUCUUUAAAUCCAUUGUCUUGGAAUUAUGUGCAUCAGUUGAUUGAUGAAGUUGAGACAAUUAAGUUGGGGUUUUUUUAAAUUAAGAGAUGUGUACUGAUUAACUUUGACUAAAGAGAAAAUCAAAGCUUUAUUAAAUAUCUCAUAUAGCCAUCCAGGGACAUAAAGUGUCUAGGACUUUACAAAGAAUGAACUUGAAAAUGUUGAGUAGAACGGAGGGGCUGAGGAGGGGAGGAGAGGAGGGAGGAAGAAUUCUAGCUUUCUCUUCUCUACUCAGCACACUGUUAGCAGUUGCCUCCUCGUGCCCCGAAAUCUUUUUCCACUUUUCAUUUCCCUCUUCUCAUCAAAGCACCUCUCCUCUUUAUUUUAAUGUUCUGAGUUCAGAGCAACACUUACAUAAUAUACAUUUCCUGGAGGAGAGAAUGAGGCUAGCAAUAUCUGCUUGGUAAGAGAUGCAGCAGUGCACACUGGCUGUUGUAAAGGUUAGAAAUGUUCAGUAAUGUGGACACUGAGAAUAUACUAGGUGCCAGUUUUCCCCUUCGUUGUAGCUUGUUCUGAUAACUGCAUAAAAAUGCCCCUUGCUUAUGGACUAUGGAGAAAUAUGUUCCCUUCCGUUGUCUUCAUAUCUGAGAUAUUAUCUGUUACGGACGAGCUUUGGGCCUGUCCUACUUAUCUUCGUAAUUUUAAAAAAUGAGCCAACUGUGAAGAGGCUUUUGUACAAUUAACUUCUCCCUGUCACUCCUAUCUUCUAUCCAUGUAGUCCUUUGAAUUGGUCAGAGUGCAAGUUCUCUCUCUUUGUCUGUCUUUACCUGCAGUAAGCGAUUUACAAUUUAAAGACCGCAUUCUUUUAACCAUUAAUUUAUUUGCACAGACAUUUCCUUUAAAGUCCAUAGGACUAGUCACAAACAUGAAAUUAAGGAUAUGGCUGUCUAUUUGAUGGAUUGACACCUAAUUGCUUACCGCAUGAUUUUCACAAUACAAGAUUUGCAUUCACAUGCAGCGUUGGGGAGGAGAGCAUCCCUAGGUAAAGUCCCUUUUUAUGUCUACAGUUCAUAUAAUGCUUGUCAGGAAUUCUAUCCAUUAAUUUUGUGCAGCUUCACUACAAAAAGUGAUGUAUUUUAUAUUUGACUAAAUGAUUUUAUCAAAACCCGAAGAACAAAUAUGUAUGCACACUCUCAGAGGUGAGAUCCUACUGUACAUUCUGUUAUCUCAGCUUAUUCCUGAAGUUUACUGAAGAUAUUGAAUUUGUUAUACUGUUUCCAAGAGAUUAGAACAUCUUUUACACACAUUAGAUAUUCACAGGAGAUAAUAAGGGGAUAAUGUCAAUAUCCUUAGUGUACACAACACAGAACUAUUAACUGGUAACAUCUAUGUUAAUGAAGUCAUUAAUCUGAGCAAGAAUCUCUAAGUAUGACAAGUAAGUAGGGAUACUGCAUACUACUUUACCCCUUUAUAAAUAAAAUCAGGUCAGUCACCAAUGCUCAUAUAUCUUCUUAGAUCUCCUACAAGUACAUUGCUAAGAAGUUGGCGCUAACCAUUUCCAUAAUAAGUCAUGUAUUGCAAUGAGCUUUUUUACACACCCAUGGGAAAGUGAAAUGUUGUGAUCUGGUGCACUGAAUGGUCCCUACUAAUGCUUAUAAUUUAGCCUUCUGCUAACAAUAAUGAUAUUGUUUCCUGAGGGCAAACUCUUCGGGGUUUGAAUUGAUCACCUCAAGUUUUUACAACAUUUAAAAUGUUAUUUUUAUUGCUCUCUGAAUAAAAUGUAAGUUAAAGUAUUAUCUGUAAGAGAA
This is a messenger RNA of Pelodiscus sinensis (Chinese soft-shelled turtle), 3206 nucleotides long. The record is from RefSeq and is a predicted model, not a curated record. Lineage: Eukaryota; Metazoa; Chordata; Testudines; Trionychidae.